Messenger RNA from Diabrotica virgifera virgifera (western corn rootworm), 2816 nucleotides. RefSeq names its product zinc finger protein 43-like. Gene Ontology annotation, molecular function: DNA-binding transcription factor activity; RNA polymerase II cis-regulatory region sequence-specific DNA binding. Gene Ontology annotation, biological process: regulation of transcription by RNA polymerase II. The record is from RefSeq and is a predicted model, not a curated record. NCBI's taxonomy places the organism in Eukaryota, Metazoa, Arthropoda, Insecta, Coleoptera, Chrysomelidae. The transcript is spliced from 2 exons. Bases 83 to 2014 code for a protein of 643 amino acids.
CCUUUGACGUCUCUCGUUCUCCUCCAAACAAGUGACAAGUGACUUUUUUUCUUUGUGUAAAAUUAAAAUUAUUGGAAUUCAUAUGAAUUAUAAAAUCAAGUGUGAUAAAAUGGAAAUGGAAGUAAAACAAGAAAGUAGCGAGGAAACAUGUAAAAUAGAAAUAGAGUAUAAUGACUUGGAUGAUGCCCUUUUAGAAUGCUUGAAAUGUGAAAUUAAGGAUGAAUCUAAUAGGCAGGACGCAUAUGAUUCUUUGGAUUUAAAGAAAUGUCCCAUAAAUACUGAAAUAGAGCAACAUGGAAGUAAACUCGACCCAUUUGAAGAAGACCAAAAAACUGAAAAAGGUUAUUUCCAAAAUGAAAACAAAAUGGAGAUUAUGGAGAAACUCGUUGAAGAUUCGUCUUACCAAGGAAAUGAUGUAACUCGACAUACUCAAGGGAAAACAUUAAAUAAAAAUAUGACAGUUGUGACUGGCGAUAGGUCUUAUAAAUGUGAAAUUUGUUUUAAGCAAUUUAAUAGAGAAAGUUCUCUCAGACAGCAUUUAAAAACACACACUGGAGAAAAACCUCACAAAUGUGAAGUUUGUUUUAAGCAAUUUAGUCAAGCAGGUAAUUUGAAAAAACAUUUGAAAGUGCACGCUGGAGAAAAAUCACACAAGUGUGAAAUUUGUUUUAAGCAAUUUAGUCAAGCAAGUACUUUAAAACAGCAUUUAAGAGUACACACUGGAGAAAAACCUCACAAGUGUGAAAUCUGUUUUAAGCAAUUUAGUCAAGCAGGUAAUUUAAAAGAACAUUUGAGAGUGCACGCUGGAGGAAAACCGCACAAGUGUGAAAUUUGUUUUAAGCAAUUUAGUCAAGCAGGUCAUUUGAAAGAACAUUUGAGAGUGCACACUGCGAAAAAACCUCACAAGUGUGAAAUUUGUUGUAAGCAAUUUAGUCAAGCAGGUCUUUUGAAAGAACAUUUGAGAGUGCACACUGGGGAAAAACCUCACAGGUGUGAAAUUUGUUUUAAGCAAUUUAGUCAAGCAGGUAAUUUGAAAGAACAUUUGAGAGUGCACACUGGAGAAAAACCACACAAGUGUGAAAUUUGUUUUAAGCAAUUUAAUAGAGUAAGUACUUUAAAAGAACAUUUAAGAGUACACACUGGAGAAAAAUCUCACAAGUGCGAGAUUUGUUUUAAACGAUUUACUCAAGCAAGUGAUUUAAAAAGACAUUUGAGAGUGCAUACUGGGGAAAAACCACACAAGUGUGAAAUUUGUUUUAAGCAAUUUCGUCAAGCAGGUACUUUAAAACAACAUUUGAGAGUGCACACCGGAGAAAAACCUUACAAGUGCGAGAUUUGUUUUAAACGAUUUACUCAAGCAUUUAAUUUAAAAAGUCAUUUGAGAGUGCACACUGGAGAAAAAAUACCCAAGUGUGAAAUUUGUUUUAAGCAAUUUUAUAGAGUAAGUACUUUAAAAGUGCAUUUAAGAGUACACACUGGAGAAAAAGCUCACAAGUGCGACAUUUGUUUCAAGCAAUUUAAUAGAGUAGGUAAUUUCAAACAGCAUUUAAGAACGCACACUGGAGAAAAAUCUCACAAGUGCGAGAUUUGUUUUAAACGAUUUACUCAAGCAAGUGAUUUAAAAAUACAUUUGAGAGUGCAUACUGGGGAAAAACCACACAAGUGUGAAAUUUGUUUUAAGCAAUUUCGUCAAGCAGGUACUUUAAAACAACAUUUGAGAGUGCACACCGGAGAAAAACCUUACAAGUGCGAGAUUUGUUUUAAACGAUUUACUCAAGCAGGUGUAUUAAAAAGUCAUUUGAGAGUGCAUACUGGGGAAAAACCACACAAGUGUGAAAUUUGUUUUAAGCAAUUUUAUAGAGUAAGUACUUUAAAAGUACAUUUAAGAGUACACACUGGAGAAAAAACUCACAAGUGCGACAUUUGUUUUAAGCAAUUUAAUACAGCAGGUAAUUUCAAACAGCAUUUAAGAACGCACACUGGAGAAAAAUCUCAAGUGCGAGAUUUGUUUUAAACGAUUUACUCAAGCAAGUGAUUUAAUAAGACAUUUGAGAAUGCAUACUGGGGAAAAACCACAGAAGUGUGAAAUUUGUUUUAAGCCAUUUAGUCAAGCAGGUCCUUUAAAACAGCAUUUAAGAGACACACUGGACAAAAACCUCACAAGUGUGAAAUUUGUUUUAAGCAAUUUAGUCAAGCAGGUAAUUUGAACUAACAUUUGAGAAGGCACACUGGAGAAAAACCAUACAACUGUGAAAUUUAUUUUAAACGAUUUAAUGUAGCAGGUACUUUAAAAAAGCAUUUAAGAACACACACUGGAGAAAAACCUCACAAGUGUGAGAUUUGAUUUAAGCAAUUUAUGCCCGGUUGCACCAACAGAUCUUAGGCGAGAAUAUCAUAAGAAUUAUUAUAAUAUAUUACAAUAAGAAUACCAUAAUAUAAUAAUAGAUAUAAUUGAUAAUAAGGAAAGAAUCUAAAAUUAUGGUGCAACGUAAGUGAUAUUCAAGGAGACCCUAUCUAUAAGUACAGGCCGACAGGGAUCUCGUGAAAUAAAGUUGUCACCGCGCAUAAAACUGGGUGGAAAGUGGGGGUUUAGCCACGUCCAGUAAAGGCAUUCGUGCGUCAGACGUUCUACUGUGAGCUAUUCGAUAUUUUGACAGUGUUGCAUUAUUUCUUUUCAUUUUAGUUUUACUCGUUUUAUGCAAAAGUUCUUUUGAAAACUCUGAUAAAAUUAAAAACUGUAAAGAUAAGUAGAUAAAUUGUAAUACAUUAUAUACAUAUUAUAUUAAUAAAAAUCAAAUGUAUUUCUUUUCUGCAUA